This is a messenger RNA of Pyrus x bretschneideri (Chinese white pear), 465 nucleotides long. RefSeq lists its product as uncharacterized. Bases 1 to 465 code for a protein of 154 amino acids. The transcript has a single exon. The record is from RefSeq and is a predicted model, not a curated record. Lineage: Eukaryota; Viridiplantae; Streptophyta; Magnoliopsida; Rosales; Rosaceae.
AUGAUGCAUGUCAAUCUGAUGAACAACUACUUCAACCCCAACUCGGUGUACACAGAAGAGGAUUUCAGACGUCACUUCCGGAUGAGGUGUUAUGUCUUCGAGCGUUUACUUCGUGAUGUCCAGCAAGUCAAUCCAUACUUUCAACAGAAGCGGGACAGAGCAAGCUACCCUGAUUUCUCACCUCAUCAGAAGGUUACUGUUUCACUUCGAAUGAUAGCCUAUGGCUCCCCAGCUGAUUCGAUGGAUGAAACCCAUGAUAUGUCUGAGUCUACAUUCCUUGAUACUCUUCAACAAUUUUGUGACACAAUUAUUCAAGUUUACAAAGACGAGUACUUCCGCGAGCCAAAUCAAGAAGAUUUGAAUCGGCUCCUUCGCAAAGUUGAAGACUGUGGGUUUCCAAGCAUGAUAGGGUCAUUAGACCGCAUGCAUUGGGAUUGGAAAAACUGUCCCACCGGAUGGCAAUGA